Ramularia collo-cygni is the source of this 1131-nucleotide messenger RNA. RefSeq lists its product as uncharacterized. The record is from RefSeq and is a predicted model, not a curated record. NCBI's taxonomy places the organism in Eukaryota, Fungi, Ascomycota, Dothideomycetes, Mycosphaerellales, Mycosphaerellaceae. The transcript is spliced from 4 exons. Bases 1 to 1131 code for a protein of 376 amino acids. Gene Ontology annotation, biological process: negative regulation of transcription by RNA polymerase II; positive regulation of transcription by RNA polymerase II. Gene Ontology annotation, molecular function: RNA polymerase II cis-regulatory region sequence-specific DNA binding; DNA-binding transcription factor activity, RNA polymerase II-specific; zinc ion binding.
AUGUUACAAUACGCCGCUCCAAGCGCUACGCAGACAUUCUCGAAGUCGUCGUCGAUUUUCUCCGAGCCGCCAUCCAAACGAGCCACCUCAGCAUCUCAAUCCUUCGAAAGUCAUCUGACCAGCUACAACACUCCGCGCCCUCCUGCAAACACCUCAAUAACAAAGCACGACGAAAGCCGACGAUCGUUUGGUGGUGUGUCCGACUCAGACGCAUCAACGGCAUUGUCGCAGCUUGCAUCGCUGGCGGCCCAGGCUCCAGCUGCAGCGAUGAACCCUUCCAGCGGCAGCGGUGAUAGUACACGUUCUGGCACCCCAAGCACUCACAACGCUGCCUCCAUGACGGCCACAAACCCCGCGCAAUAUGCCGCGUCAAGCAAUCAGAGCAGUCAAAACGGAGGCCCUCCCGUUUGCCAGAACUGCCAAACAUCCACCACCCCGCUCUGGCGCCGUGACGAGUCUGGUUCCGUUCUUUGCAAUGCUUGCGGUCUAUUUUUAAAGCUACACGGUCGUGCUCGACCAAUCAGCCUCAAGACAGAUGUCAUCAAGAGCAGAAAUCGGGUCAAGACCGCGCAGCCCAAGAAACGGGACAGCAACGGCGAUGGGCUAAUGCAUGCCCCAAAUGGCUUCGCCGCUGCCCAUCCCGACAUGGCCGCCCACCAACACGGUCUUCCGAUGGGUAUGGGAAUGGAGCACAUGCAGAGAGUACCGUCACCCAGCGCUGCCUCGCGCAGCAACACGCCGCAGAUCUACGACAAUAUUCCAGACACCUUCGCAAGCCCAGGACUUUCGGCCUACCAUGUCCGGCAACACAGUCCACCUACAAGCUCUCUGAAUAAUGGCACCACGGGUGGUCAAAUGGAUCAUCGACAUGGCUACGAUGCAACGAUUCAGACGCUCCGGACACGUGUGAGCGAACUGGAAGUCAUCAACGAUCUUUUCCGAGGACGCGUGUCGGAGCUGGAGGCCAGUGAGCAAGAUGCCCGACGAAAUGAGCUUUCCAAAGCCGAGGAGGUCCAAAGACUGUCCAGUGCAUUGGAGGCAGCGAACGCAAAGAUUGCGGAGCUUGAGGCUGAAGGUCCUGCAAGAAAGAAGUCGAAAACAGAGAGCGGUGACAGUACGCCAAUUGUAUGA